Molecule: messenger RNA, 471 nt
Organism: Zasmidium cellare ATCC 36951
Lineage: Eukaryota; Fungi; Ascomycota; Dothideomycetes; Mycosphaerellales; Mycosphaerellaceae
Exons: 1
Coding region: 1-471 (156 amino acids)
Source: RefSeq, a predicted model, not a curated record
AUGGCAGAGUAUACACCAUGGUACACCGACGCGGACAGCGAGCUCGCGCCUACACUAGGAGUUGGCGGCUAUGGUGGGCAGGUGAUCAUAACCGGAGGCACAUCCAUCAGCCCAGCCCCAACCUCGGGACUAGACAGCCCCUCAGGCGCCGACAAAUACGUUGUCAUCGCAUACAGCAGCAACACUGAUAUAUGGUACUGGAUCGACCAGACCGGCAAUGCAUGGACGGGAAGUUUCUCAGUCGGACGAUCUUUCGCGGGGCCUGAAGUCACGGACGUGAACAAUUUGCCGUUCCCGGAUGUCACAGUCGAGGCGAAUGAGUCUUUGGGGUCGACUGUUAAUGGGUGUUCGUAUACUGGGACGUCGGAGGGGCCCGGAGUGAUGACUUGUCCGGAUGAGACGAUUCAGUGUGUUACAGGGGCUUUGGACCUGGCGAGCGGGAUAUAUCCUAUUGUGGAGUGUUUUAGUUGA